Messenger RNA from Saccostrea cuccullata (small rock oyster), 568 nucleotides. RefSeq lists its product as uncharacterized. The transcript has 3 exons. The coding region runs from base 5 to 568 and encodes 187 amino acids. The record is from RefSeq and is a predicted model, not a curated record. Lineage: Eukaryota; Metazoa; Mollusca; Bivalvia; Ostreida; Ostreidae.
GAAAAUGCUAUUAUAUUUGAUCCUUGUGACUGUCAUCGUCUCUUGGACCAGUGCUGAUGUCAGAGAAAAUGCCAACCUGCUUUCAAAAUAUAAGAGAGAUUCAAGAUUACAAUCCCCUUCUGUCAUGGACUUACUUCUUUACUUGGGUAAACAAAGUAAAGUUAUGGAAGAUAUGCAGAAAGAAAUCAAAUCAAUGCAACAUCGAAUGAAUGAGCUUCAAAAUCUGACCAAUAAAAUCAAAACUUUAGAAUCAAAAGUUUCAAGCAUUCAAAUGAAACAAACAUCACUAAAGAGAAAAAUUACAACAGAUGUGGAAAAACUACAAAAAGAAGACCGUAAUGUGGCAGGGAAAAUAACAAAGAUUUCAGCUCGAAUCAUAAAUGUGAAGACUUCGUUACAGAAUCAAAUCAACAAUAAUAAAUGUGAGAGUGGAGUCGUCAAGUCUUCCAAUUUCAGGAGAGCAAAUAUGGAAUCCAACCACAGUGAACGUUUUUGCGAGACCUUUCUUGAAAAACUUAACACUGUUAAAUGGACUUUCCUUGUACAAUUCCUCCCAUACAACCAAUGA